This is a messenger RNA of Perognathus longimembris pacificus (Pacific pocket mouse), 1204 nucleotides long. It is a transcript of the gene C24H4orf33, whose product is annotated as chromosome 24 C4orf33 homolog. The coding region runs from base 69 to 683 and encodes 204 amino acids. Lineage: Eukaryota; Metazoa; Chordata; Mammalia; Rodentia; Heteromyidae. The record is from RefSeq and is a predicted model, not a curated record. The transcript has 6 exons.
GUGAAGACUGCAAAUACUGAUUGUGUUGUGUGACACUGCAGCAAGUGCUGGAGGCAGGAGGUCAUCAGAUGGAUUUUGAAAUUAAACACACUUGGGAUGGUUUUCCAGUACCGCACGAGCCCGUGUCGGUUAGGCUGUGUCCGCGUGAGGGAGGUGUGAUGAUGGAAAUCAGUGCUCCACUUUUCAGUGACCCUCCUGCCCCCCUUGGAGAGCCAGGAAAACCUUUCAGUGAGCUCUGGAACUAUGAAGUUGUGGAAGCAUUUUUCUUGAAUGAUGUAACUGAGCAGUAUUUAGAAGUUGAACUUUGUCCCCAUGGACAACACUUGGUGCUUUUACUCUCUGGUAGAAGAAAUGUGUGGAAACAGGAGCUAGCUUUAUCAUUCGAAGUGUCCAGAGAAGAGACAAAAUGGAAGGGCAAAGCUUAUCUUCCUUGGGCUUAUUUUCCACCAAAUGUGACAAAAUUCAAUUCAUUUGCAAUUCACGGGUCAAAAGAUAAAAGACGUUAUGAAGCCCUUUAUCCUGUGCCCCAGCAUGAAUUGCAAGAAGGACAAGAACCUGACUUCCAUCGUCUAGAAUAUUUCAAGCCUUUCAGUUUUAACACGCUGCUUGGAGAUGAAUGGAAGCAACCUCCAUCAGACCUAUGGCUAAAAGAAAAACCUGAUGUGCAGGAAACUAAUAGAUAACGGUACAAAUCAUAUAAACCCUAUAAAUUUCUCUGUACCUUUUAAGAUAAACAAGUGUGUCUCUUCAGGCACCAUGAACAUAUUUCAGCCACAAAUAUUUUCCUACAAGCCACUGAAAAUACACGGUGUAUGUGGCAAAUUGUACCAUAAUUAACAAGAAAAUGGAAAGAUUAUAGAUUAUUUAAUCUAUAAAGUUGAGAUGAUUCUCAUGACUGUCUAAUCCAGAAUCUAGGAUGCUACUAUGGACUGCCUGUGUAACCAUAAUACCAAAUGUCUCUUACCCUAUUAAUCAUGAACAUCAGCCAUCUUGAGAAGAGAAAAUCUUAUCCAGACGUUUUAAAGCUAUUUAUCUAUGUUAAUUCUUCUACUCUGAAUUUUGAUACUAGAACACAGUGACCUUUUAUCUCAGUUGAAUAGGUGUGUAUAUGUUAAGACAUCCUUAAGAUACAUGAGUUAUUAAAAGGUAGAAAUAAAGCAGUCUUGAAUUCAAGCAUUUACAAAUAAAGGCCAUUUUCUCUGUA